AUGUCUUCACCUCUUGACAAUAAUCGAAAUCGAAAUUUAACGAGAAGAAGAACGAGAAGACGAACGAGGCAAAUUAUAAAUUCCAACGGACCACUUCAAAGAUCACAAAUUCGUCGUCGUCGUGUACUAACCAAUUGGAUCGCUAAUCUUCCGCUACAAUCAAGUAAUGAUGCUCAAAAGAACGAAAUUCGACAAGGACAAACCUUUGAUAAUCGUGAGAUCUUGAAAAGAAUCAAUGCACUUCCUCCACAAAUAACAGGUAAUAAUAGAUUUGCAGAAUACUUGUUGGCGGAAUUAACUAUUAUUAAUCGAACGCAUGAUUAUUCAUUAACAAACAAACAAUGA
Messenger RNA from Funneliformis caledonium, 345 nucleotides. The record is from the annotation of a GenBank genome assembly. Lineage: Eukaryota; Fungi; Glomeromycota; Glomeromycetes; Glomerales; Glomeraceae.